Messenger RNA from Diachasma alloeum, 1176 nucleotides. RefSeq lists its product as uncharacterized. The record is from RefSeq and is a predicted model, not a curated record. The coding region runs from base 1 to 1176 and encodes 391 amino acids. The transcript has 7 exons. Gene Ontology annotation, cellular component: plasma membrane. Lineage: Eukaryota; Metazoa; Arthropoda; Insecta; Hymenoptera; Braconidae. Gene Ontology annotation, biological process: detection of chemical stimulus involved in sensory perception of smell; sensory perception of smell. Gene Ontology annotation, molecular function: odorant binding; olfactory receptor activity.
AUGACACCGGAUACCGAGUUGGAAGUAAAAUUCAUUAAGGCGCAGAAUGUUUUGCACCAAGUGAGUCGGUCGAUUGCAUUUUUAGGGAUGUGGCCGGAGGAGAUAACCAGUAGCAGCCGAAUAAGACUUGCUAUGUACUUAACGUAUCACAUAUUUCGGGUCCUGAUGGAAUUGAUUGAAUUUGCAAUGGUUCUUGGGAAUCUCCAACUGACCAUCGAUAAUGUCACCAACACGGGUUUCCAAGUGGCUGUUAUAUUGAGACUGACAAGUUGGAGAUUCAACCCAAAGAUGCGGUAUGCUAUUGAGAAAUUCAAUGAAUUUCAUCAACGGCAUGAGUUCCAAAACACCAGGGAAUUGGAUGUUUUCAUCAGAUAUAGUGAAUAUUCUCUCGCUGUUUACAAAAUCAUUAGGACAACGUCAGUUGCAUGCGUUGUCUCGUGGUACUUAACACCAUUUCAGAACUAUCUCUUUGCGAAGUUACAGAACGAAACAUUUGUUUUUGUUUAUCCGUUCCGAAUGCCUCCAUUCGAGAUUUUUUCGAGACUCGAUGUGGCCUUUCUCGUUCAUUUUACUGACAUUGGAAUGGCAUACGUGAGUAUUUGUUUUGCACUAACAUAUGGAUUAUAUUUCACGAUCAUCCAUCAUAUUUGUGGUCAAUUGGUCAUCAUGAGUGACAGAGUGAGGAAUCUUAGAGUUGAUCCGACUGUAUCGAUGGCAGAGGUUUUUCGUCCUAUCAUUGAGAAGCAUACAGCUAUAAUCCGGGUGUCGAAAGCGUUGGAUGAUUGUUCGAAUGUUUUUCUGCUUUAUGAACUAUUGAACACCAUUAUCGUUAUUGGACUGCUCGCAUACUAUUUAAUAGUGGACGGAGAUGCAAGUUCAGCUGUCAUUGUCAAUUAUUCACUGGCUACGAUCAACAUAUUGGUGCUUAUAUUCGCGAAUUGUUUCAUGGGUCAGUGUCUAGAAAAUGAGAGCAUGAAUCUGCUCGAAGCGUUCUACGAUUACCAGUGGCAUGACAUGCCGUUAUCCUAUCAGAGAGGAUUGCUAAUUUGUAUGCUAUGCGCCCGAUCGCCGCUGAAGAUGACAGCGGGAAAAUUCUACAAAUUUUCGUUGGAAGGUUUUACAAUCAUACUAAAAUCAUCCAUGGCCGUUAUUUCAAUGUUAAGGAAAACAGUUUAA